AUGGACUCAGAAAUCCCAGAAGCCUUCCAGAAGGAGCUCACCUGCCUCGUCUGCCUGAAUUUCCUUCUAGACCCAGUCACCAUAGGCUGUGGGCACAGCUUCUGUAGGUCCUGUCUUUGUCUUUUCUGGGAACAAGCCGAAGCCCCUGCCAGUUGUCCAGUGUGCAGACAACGAUCAGAACAGACAAACCUCAAAACCUUUUUUUUUCUGAAGAAUCUGGUGUCCACUGUCAGAAAAGCCAAUCUCAGGCAAUCCCUGAAGUGUGAGGAACAGCUGUGUGGGACCCACAAGCAGACAAAGACAAUCUUCUGUGAAGCCGGCAAGAGCUUGCUCUGUUUGGUCUGCUCUCAAGGUCAGGAGCACAAGACUCACAGACAUAGUCCUGCUGAAGAGGCUGCUGAGGAAUCCUGGGAGAAGUUGGCAAACCAAAUGAGAUCUUUAUGGGAAAAGAUACAAGAUAUUGAAAGAAACCUCAAAAAAUAUGACGAACGAGCUGAUGCUUGGAUGUUUUACGUGAAUGGAUAUGGAGACAUGAUUAGGAAAACUUAUCAGAUGUUAACUCCAAUUCUUCAGGAGGGAGAAAAUUACUACAAAGGGUUUAUUACAAAAGAAGGCCAAAAGAUUUACAAGCAAAUCAGGAAGAGACAAAAGGAACUGAGUGGAAAGAAGACAGAUCUCAAAGUAAUAUACACAGAAUUCAAGAAAAUGUCCUAUAAACCAAAUGUGGAGCUGCACCAGAAAGGAACAACUUUUUUACUGCCAUUCAAUGUUUUGAUCUCCAAUUGGGCAAUGGGAGAAAUUUUAGAUACAUUCGUAACUUUUCACCUCCUGUUGGAAUAUCCCAGGGGUGAGUCAGCAAAGCUGCACGUGCCUCAGCCUCUGCUCCCAGAACUCCCUGCGCGACCCAUGGCCAGGCAGAUGGACUGGCUCCACCGCUUCCGGGGUGAGCGUCACCCCACCGUCAACUUUUCACUCAAUAAGGAAGUAAGCAGUCAGCACAUCAGGCUGUUCGAUGAUGCAAGACAUCUGAUGUAUGAACAUCCCAGCCUUCAUGCAUCUUUGGAUGGUGGAACAUCGAAGUAUUUUGCUGCAUGGGGAGCCCAGAGCUUCACCUCUGGCAAACAGUACUGGGAGAUGCUCGUGGACAGCUCUUGGGACUGGGCUGUAGGCGUCUGUAAGGAUUCCUGGAUAAGGAAGGACGACGGCAUACUGGACGAGUCCAACAGGGACAAGUUUCUCCUUCUGUGUGUGAAGCAGGAUGACCAUUACCAACUCUGGACCACCGCCCCGACCACGCCUCUGUACAUAGAGAGACCUCUGGACAGGGUUGGGGUGUUCCUUGAUUGUGACAGUGGGAGUAUUAGUUUUGUGGAUGUUACCAAGCACUCCCUCCUUUGGAGGUAUGAUGAUGGCAUGUUCACUUUCCCUGUCAGGCCCUUCAUCUGCACUGGCCACAGGUGA
This is a messenger RNA of Cervus elaphus (red deer), 1461 nucleotides long. Its product is annotated as tripartite motif-containing protein 43B-like. Lineage: Eukaryota; Metazoa; Chordata; Mammalia; Artiodactyla; Cervidae. Gene Ontology annotation, molecular function: zinc ion binding; protein binding. The record is from RefSeq and is a predicted model, not a curated record.